Molecule: messenger RNA, 1017 nt
Organism: Penicillium chermesinum
Lineage: Eukaryota; Fungi; Ascomycota; Eurotiomycetes; Eurotiales; Aspergillaceae
Product: mitogen-activated protein kinase
Exons: 4
Coding region: 1-1017 (338 amino acids)
Biological process (GO): intracellular signal transduction; protein phosphorylation
Cellular component (GO): cytoplasm; nucleus
Molecular function (GO): ATP binding; MAP kinase activity
Source: RefSeq, a predicted model, not a curated record
AUGGGUCAACAAAACCCCCCUCAGGGAGGCUCGCGCAAGAUCUCCUUCAACGUGUCCGACCAAUAUGAGAUUCAAGAUGUGAUCGGUGAAGGUGCCUACGGUGUGGUCUGUUCUGCUAUCCACAAACCGUCUGGACAAAAGGUCGCAAUUAAAAAGAUCACCCCGUUCGACCACUCGAUGUUCUGCCUCCGGACCUUGCGCGAAAUGAAACUCUUGCGCUACUUCAACCACGAAAACAUUAUCUCCAUCCUCGAUAUCCAACGACCUCGCAACUACGAAGCUUUCAGCGAGGUGUAUCUGAUCCAGGAACUCAUGGAGACUGACAUGCACCGUGUGAUCCGCACACAAGACUUAUCUGAUGAUCACUGCCAAUACUUCAUCUACCAGACGCUACGUGCCUUGAAGGCCAUGCACUCGGCUAACGUUCUUCACCGUGAUCUGAAGCCCUCAAACCUCCUCUUGAAUGCCAACUGCGACUUGAAAGUGUGCGACUUCGGUCUGGCGCGAUCGGCGGCCUCUACGGACGACAACUCGGGGUUCAUGACAGAAUAUGUUGCUACGCGUUGGUACCGUGCCCCCGAGAUCAUGUUGACCUUCAAGGAAUAUACCAAGGCCAUUGAUGUUUGGAGUGUGGGCUGCAUCCUGGCUGAGAUGCUGAGUGGGAAACCGCUUUUCCCGGGCAAGGACUAUCACCACCAGUUGACUCUCAUCCUCGAUGUGCUGGGAACCCCAACUAUGGAAGACUACUAUGGUAUCAAGUCGCGACGAGCACGCGAAUAUAUUCGCUCUCUUCCCUUCAAGAAGAAGAUCCCGUUCCGUGCGCUCUUCCCCAAGAGUAACGAGCUCGCUUUGGAUCUUCUCGAGAAGCUGCUUGCCUUCAACCCGGCCAAGCGGAUCUCGGUGGAGGAAGCCCUCCGUCACCCAUACCUGGAGCCGUAUCAUGACCCAGAGGAUGAGCCGACGGCCUGCCGAUCCCAGAGGGAUUCUUCGAUUUCGACAAGAACAAGGACACUCUGA